Molecule: messenger RNA, 2490 nt
Organism: Patella vulgata (common limpet)
Lineage: Eukaryota; Metazoa; Mollusca; Gastropoda; Patellidae
Exons: 4
Coding region: 151-2460 (769 amino acids)
Source: RefSeq, a predicted model, not a curated record
UAAUAUUGCAGUUCUUAAUCCGUCUUUUGUGGUUUGCCAAAAUACUACUGCCGUUUUACUCGGGUUAUUGGCAUUAUUCAACAACCACGAAUUGUAUUUAAUAGUUCUACCAUCAUUAGUAGUUUGUAUACAGCUUUCUAAUGUGUCACAAUGGUACGUUUUAUCGAGAGCAGGAAUCUGCGUAAAUUCAUAUGUAUGGGAUUAUUGGUGAUGGUGUUAAUAUUAAUUAAUCUUCUAUUAAUUUAUGAUAGAAGCACCAAAUACAAAGUUCCAGAAGUAAUCAAAUUCACCCAAAGCUCACCACUUUCACAAAAUGAUAAAUGGAUUGUAGUGACAACAUCGUCAUUCCGGGAACAUGAUAUUACAGCUCUGACCAGAAUUCCUGGAUGGAAAGUUGUAGUUGUGGUACUGAGACGGGACGCAAUCCCGGCAAAACGAUUAAACAACUGUGUAUAUUUAGACAUUGACCAACAAAAUCAACUUGGGUAUAAAACAGCAGAUUUAAUACCGGAAGGAAGCUACGCCAGGAAAAAUAUCGGAUAUCUCUACGCUAUUUCUCAUGGCGCCAAAAUGAUUUAUGAGACGGACGACAAUGUGCGUCUAUUGGAUGGAUUACAACGAUUUAGAUUCAAGUCGAUGAUGACAGGUUUAGUGUAUGCAGGUGAAAACAUGUUUAAUCCAUAUCGCCAUUUUGGUCAACCUACAUUGUGGCCUCGUGGUUAUCCGUUAAGUUCAAUAGGAGAGGAAAUAAAGAAUGAAUAUAUCUUGCAUGAAUUUAAAACACCCUUAAUCCAGCAGGGAUUAAUAUCAAACGAUCCAGACGUCGACGCAGUGUUAAAAUUAAGUCGCAAAACGACAAAAGCUCAUUUUAACGCCACGUUUGAUAGCAGAGCGCCACCUGUGAUUUUACCAGCUGGUGUGUUCUCUCCCUUUAAUUCCAAAGAUACGCUCUUCCUGUACAAUGCUUUAUGGGCACUUAUGUUACCCACAACCGUGAAAAAUAGUGAGCCAGAUAUCUGGCGAGGAUAUUGGGUCCAGCGACUUUUAUGGGAAAUUGAUGGCAAUUUGGGAUUUUUUCCACCCAAUGCUGUCCACACGGAUAGCGAACAUUCUACUUUAGAUGAGGCUGUCGUUGAUGCAAAACGUGUUUAUUUCCAAACGGAAGAUGUGAUAACGUUCUUAAGGCAAUGGCGAUGUCCUGCGGAUUUUAUAUUCUAUGACUGCAUCAUGCGACUGAGCAGAGAAAUAGUGGAACAUGAUUUCUGGGAGAAUAGUGACUAUGAUCUGGCAAAAUCAUGGUUGAAUGAUCUAAGAGCAGCAGGAUUCGUGUUACCAAAAAGACGCAGCCCCAAACGCAAUUCUCAUAAUAUGCAGUCUCUUUUCCAAAAUAUCAGCAGUAGUAAGUCAGCGUUAUCUAUAAACACCAAAGACCCUAAGGUCGUGUAUUUUUGGCCUUCUGAACAGAAUCCACCUUCAUUAUAUUCCAGUGCUGCCAUAGAAACGAAUGGUAUGUCAUGGAAUCACAUGGACCGAGUGGUUAAAAUGUGUUCAGAUGCUCAAGUCGCCAUCUCACACGACAUGUUGAAAACCCACAAACAAUACGAGGACAUAUUGUUAAUUAUAGCGUUUAAUAACCCACAUUUACAGAACAUUCUUCAUUUACAGACAUUAUACAGCAUUCAUUUCUCCCAUAUUUUAUUUUGUGCAAACGAUUCUAGACCAUUUGUAGCGGUUUCAAAAAAUCUAACACAAAGAGUAAGCUUCGUUAAAACUUUUACCCAUCAUGGCAUCGUGAUAUAUAAUUGUUUAAGUCAUGCAAUAGCUAUGAACUAUGACGUCAGUGGCUAUAUCCUUAUGGGUGAUGACGUACUACUCAAUUCUUGGAAUAUAGGAGAUCUACCACGCGAUAAAUUUUGGUUUCAAAGAACUGUGAGUGUCUUUAAUAAGUCGAGUUCUUAUAAAGAAAAUCGCUGGGCUUGGUGGAAAGAUAGCUCUGGAAAACCUGCUUAUAAUAAUUUUUCCAACUUUCUCCAAACAAUUCCAUCCCUUGAUCCGGAAAAAGCACCCAUAAUUCACGACUUCAAUAAGAUGCUUAUAAGUAAUACAAAAUCGGACGUAGGACUUUUACGGGCUGUGGCAGAUUUUUUAUAUGUACCAAAGCGUUUUCAGGACCGUGUGUUAUACUUUUUAGAGAUUUUUUCCAAGUAUGGAGUGAUGUUGGAAUUGGCGAUACCUACUGUAAUAGGGGGGUUGGAUCACCGCAAAAAUAUUGUCCCCAUACGCGGUGUUGUUUUAUGGUUCAAAAAACGUUUAAACUACACCUCUAGGUUCGAACCCUCGGGUCAUUUUAUGCACCCAGUGAAGUUAGGUAUAGAAAUGAAAACAGAGAAAGGUCGACGGUUUAUUUGUUCACGAGUUAUCCCUUUGAUGUUGCAAGGUGUAUUAAAGAAAAAGAAUUAAAGGACAAUAUUGGUGUCGGUAUUUAUCAAA